This is a messenger RNA of Austrofundulus limnaeus, 1070 nucleotides long. RefSeq lists its product as uncharacterized. NCBI's taxonomy places the organism in Eukaryota, Metazoa, Chordata, Actinopteri, Cyprinodontiformes, Rivulidae. The record is from RefSeq and is a predicted model, not a curated record. Gene Ontology annotation, cellular component: membrane.
AGAAGUGAAGAAGAAAAUUAGAGCUUCCGACUUAACUGCUUUCUUAGUUUCGUUUUGUUUUCUGAGGGCGUUGUUUAUUUCUUAACUUACUUCGGUGUGAUUCACUCAUAGGACUUAUAUUUAUUAGGUUUUCGUACGGAUAACAUGUAGUAGAGUUUCCUCCAGCUAAUAUAAGUGACUAAAUUGGUUUUCGGUCCGAAUUUUAUUUUUUAUUGUUAUUCCGGAAAUGUUAGCCUCUGUUAGCUUGUUUUUUCUUGUGCUUUGUAACUUAGCACACGAUCUCUCCGCCCAAAUGAUUCUUUCGCCCAAAAAUGCAGUGGUUAAAGGUGAGGUCGUCCUCGUCCCUGCUCAUGUGUCUGCUAAAAUCAUAGAUGUGACCUGGAAGCACAACAGUGACAUCGCCUUGGAGUGGGGUGGAAUCAAUGUUAAAAGUUUCCGUGAGUUUGAAAAUCGCACUACUUUGGAUACGACAAAUGGAGCUUUGACCAUCAGAAAUCUGACUCGAGAGCUCAAUGGCACGUACACCGCUGAGAUCAACAACCUAAUUGUCAGCUCACAGCAAGUCAAGAUCUUUGAUCCAGUUCCAAAGCCCACUUUGACAAGAACAGAUGGAGAAACUGAAAACUCCCAUGUCUUCACCUGUGACUACAAAGCCCCUGAAAACGCACAACCGGUGGAACUCAAGUGGAGAAUUGAUGAUGUUGAACAGCCUGGUCCUAAAGUGCGAAUUGUCCAGGGAAAUAAAAAUUGUUCAUUUGUCUGUGAGUUGAUCAAUCCUGUCAGCAAGCAGUCCAGUGAAGCUGUUGGUAACCCUUCCUGCAAUAAUGGUCUCGGUCCUGGCCCAAUCAUUGGAAUAUUUGGAAUAGUUCUGAUUCCGGUGCUUCUAUUUGUGCUUUUUUAUGUCAUCUUUGUCAGAAAACCACCUGUGUUUAAAGACAAUCCCAUAAUUAAAGCUCUGCGGAAUUCUGCGUUUGGCAAACUGGUGGAUCGAAAUAUUUCCACCUCGAAAGGUAAUCAAGAUGGUGCAGGAGCGCAAGAGGAUGAACGCAUGAUGAACGACAGACCGUCUG